Messenger RNA from Aphanomyces invadans, 429 nucleotides. RefSeq lists its product as hypothetical. The record is from RefSeq and is a predicted model, not a curated record. Bases 1 to 429 code for a protein of 142 amino acids. NCBI's taxonomy places the organism in Eukaryota, Oomycota, Saprolegniomycetes, Saprolegniales, Verrucalvaceae. The transcript is spliced from 2 exons.
AUGCCGGAACAACUGAACGGCCACGUCGUGAUUGUGGAGCUCCCCGCCGCUGGGGGACAUCAUCGUGCCGCUCCGGCAAUUCAACCCUCGCAACACCUGCGGGAAGGCAUUGGAUCCCCCCUCAGCUCGUUUGACCUCCACCGCAUUCACAUCGACAGGACGUCCGCCAUCGUUAUCCUCGCCAGUUCCAAGCGAAAGUACAUAGACGAGAACAUGGUCGACGCCGACGCGAUCACGACCGUGCGGUACAUCAACGAGGCGUGUCCGGGGUCGAAGCCGCCCAACCUGAUCGUCGAGUUCGUCCAGGCGACCAAGUUUAUGAGCUGGAUUGUAAUGCGGCACAUGAACCACCACCGCCGGCCGCCCCGUCGCCAUGACAUGCGGCACUCAUUGUGUUCUUGUUUGCGAAUUUCUAACAAAGCCACUUGA